This is a messenger RNA of Aedes albopictus (Asian tiger mosquito), 4090 nucleotides long. RefSeq names its product mucin-2. The transcript is spliced from 10 exons. NCBI's taxonomy places the organism in Eukaryota, Metazoa, Arthropoda, Insecta, Diptera, Culicidae. The record is from RefSeq and is a predicted model, not a curated record. Bases 117 to 3566 code for a protein of 1149 amino acids.
GAAUGCUAAAAAAAAUGUUAACGGAAUGUUUCACUCGACGCGAAUUUGUUUUUCUACUGAAAUAGUUCAAUAAUCUAGCUGUUUUGUUGUGUUUUAAAUUAGAAAACCCACUUGCAAUGACCAGCACCUCCGUUUUCGAGAGCGAAUCCUUCAACCGACGGUUAGUGGAGAAGCUCGUCGAACAACGGGACCAAAUCCUGGGGGGAAGAGCCGACAGUGACGCGGCGUCCGUAUGGCAGCAGAUUGCCCUGGAACUGUCCCAAGACUGGGAGCUGGAUUGUGGUGAUUUGCGAUGGCAGGACCUGAGCCGGUACUUUCGGUGCAGUUUGGUGCUCAAGCUAAGCCACCGGAAGUGGACCAUGGAUCAGGGAUUGAUCGAUCGGCUGCAGUAUCCCUACUUGAGGAAAGUUUACGUGAUCACGAUACAGUUUUACAGGAAAUACUGUGCGAAAAGAAUGGCAGAGAAUAGCAGCGAGAUUGAGGAUAACAAGCUGUUUAUCAAAUACACGAUGGAUGGCCGGUUCGAUCCGGAUGUGGUGUCGGCGUUCAAGCGACGGAGUAGAAAGGGCGUGCGAAUCUAUGUGAACAUCAAUGUGGAUGAUCCUGUUUACAAUUUGCCGGACGAUGUGAAAAAGCUUCUGCUCCAGAUGGAGCACCACCGAAGGGAGCGUUUCCAUAAGAUCAUUCCUUCCGAUGAGGCGAGGGAAAGCUCUCCGGUCCUGCUGGAUGGUGUUCCGGUGCCAAUUGAAAAUAGAAGUCCUGCUGCUGAAAAGGAUUUCUCUCCUCGGGACCUACUCGAAAAGGAAUCGUUCUCGGUGAACACCCAGGAGUACGAUGAGAUUAUCAAAGAAUCUCUGGAACGGGAAACACCGCCCAUCCCCAAGAGACGACGCCUGGGGAGUUUCAGUCCGGGGUGUGUCGAGGUGUGGCUGGAGACGUGUGAAAUGCAGAGUCCCGCGAAAUCGUGUCUGGUCGUCAGCCCCCAGGAUGAUCCGCUACAUAUGUCCACCCGGAUUUCUCUUUCCGAGCCACAGUUUAGGCCAGCAACUGGUGUGGACAUAAGUCAGGCCUGUGCGGCUGUAGAAUUGGUUAGAAGCCAACCUCCGACGCUGAUCAUGGCUAGCCAACUGGAAGCGUCGACUCAGGACUCGAUUCGGAUAAAACAGGAACCGUCGAUUGAUGCUUCCAGUGAAAUUCCAACAUUGGAUGCUGGGUUCGAUCCUCUCCUUAGUAGCGUUUUCACCGAUUCUGAUAACGAGGAAGAAGAAAACGAUUCCGGUCCUGGCAAAAUAGUCUUCGAUAAUCAACCUGCCAAGGAUAUAGUCAGUUUACCAACAGAGGCUGAUCAGCAUGAACCCAGUGAGGCUGAAGCAAUCAUCACAAGCAGAACUACUCAAGGGCAAUUGGGCGUCGGUAGGAGUCAACCCCCCACCUUGAUCCUAGCUAGUCAACCGGAAACUGCGACACAGGAAUUGAUUCGGAUUAAGCAGGACCACAAGACUGAAGAUUUGAAAAACACAUCAACUUUGCAACCCGAUCAUGACCCAUAUCUCAAUAGCGUUCUUACGGAUUCGGAAGAUACCGAGGAAGAAAUCGCUCGGAGUUCCAGUAACGGAACACCAGGAAAAAAUAUCAACGAUGUCAUUACGGUAGACAAUCGACGAUCACCGUCCACCAAAGAUAAAAGCAACCCUGCAAUGAUUAAACAGCAAGAACCUAAUCGAAGUGAGGUAGAGAUUGUUAGCAGUCAUCCUCCAACGACGUUGAUCCAUUCCAGUUCAAAUGGAACUCCGGAUGCGACCGUCAAGCAGGAAUCUGAGAUUAAGGUUUUGGAUGAAACUCCACCUGCGGAUGCUGUCCACGAUCCAUAUCUUAAUGGCAUAUUCACAGAUUCCGAUGAUGAUGAUGAUGAUGAUGAUGACGAGGAAGAAGAAAACGUCCCGAGUUUCAAGAAUGUAAUCUCAAACCAGCCUUCCAACGAAGUCUCCACGUCUGAAAAUCGCAGCUUCCCUACUUCUGAAAAGACAAGCAAUCCGAAACCGAACAAAUGUGUGCAGGAUCAAUCGAAGACUGUUGAGGUUGAGAGACAAUCUGCGUCAUUGGUUGUUGCUAGUCAAGAGAAAACUCAGGAAUCGGUUCCACGAAAUACCUCGGAAGUUACCCUGGAUCCUCACAUCAGCAGCAUAUGCAGAGAUUCAGACGAUGAAAAUGAGGAAGAAACAAACAAAUAUUCUAGCCUAACAGUCGAAAACCUUAAUACGACUUCGGCGGACAAUAACCGCUCAUCUUCCUCCACAAAUCUAAGUAGCCAGAUCGAGAACCUAAAUCUUGAUCCAGCUUCAAGUUUAUGUCUCGAAAGUGAUAAAACCGUCCCGAGUGAUCCCAACUGCAGUAAUGCUAUACCUGCCACUCAAAACUCUUCAAAUUCUCCCACAAGAACGACGACAUCCCAUUGCUGCAGUGUCGUUGAUCGUCGUCUCGGAAUGCCGGCGUUGAACAACUCUCUCGAACCGGUUCCUCUGCAUUGCAUCGUGCGGCAAAGGAUUCCUCCGGUGACCGUUGCGGCAGAGUUAUCGUCCGGAGCAAGCCAACCUAGAAGUUCCGAAGUCGAUUCCAUCGAAAGUGAAGCGAUCGCACAACCAAUGAAAACCCCAGCAAAAACCACUUCCAAAACUACGGACGAUCUCUUAACAAAGGCUACUCAAACUGAUUAUUAUGAAAUGGUAUCGAAAAGCCCCGACCUUCGAACCAGUCGUUUUCACGUUAACAUUCCAUUCGGAUCUCAAUCACCAAAUCUGCACGUCUACAUGAACGAUUUGCGAAGCAAUAGAUCACGAACUCCUCCGAUCCAACCAUCAUCCAAAGACGAACUCGUUCGAUCACAUCCAACGCAUAUUCAACCACUACAAGACAGCCAGAAUCUUGGUGAUCCAAUCGGCCACAGUUAUCAGUCGACCGACUCCAACCGUUUGGUUAUCGCAUGGUCACCAAGCUCAUCCUCCAACUCCUCCGGCAUGACCCAGGUCUCGAAAGCGGAAGCACCUCCUACGGCGACGUCCCCGACCGGGCCGCAAUUCCGAGAGGAACAGUAUGACUCCAUUCGGCCUACCAUCGAAAGCCGGUUACGAUUGCAGGCCGUAUUACGCUCUUUGUGGCCGGAACUGUUCGCCAGGGGUGGAAGUUUUUGCGAUUUCCUACACCUGCUAUCGGUACUGGCCCUGAACAUAUUCCCUCGGUUGCAACCCACGAAUGACCACGGAGCGAUGGAUCUUCUAAGGAUGGUUACGCCGAUUGCCUGUCGGUUGGCGUACGGAAACUUUGAGCCGAUCGCGGACAAGCAGGCUAGGGUAGGUCCAGCGACUAGGAAGGAAGGUGUUUACGGAGACAGGGGAGCGGGCGGGGACGGUGCUGAAAGUAAUCGGUGCGGCCUGGAAGUAUUAGAUGAAACGCACGGGAAUUCGAAGUCGAGCAGUAUAGAUGAAAAACCAAUGAUAGUACUAUCGGAUGACGAUGAACAGGAAAAUCUGCCAGUUCGGACGAAACGCGAAUACCGCGUACACAAAUGAGGAGUCAUCCAAAACUACCACCAUGACAUGUGAUAUCUGUACAAAUAAGUUUUAACAUCGUUCCAUAAUACACGCCAAAUCGAGUUUAAAUAAUUCAUACAAACGGCCUAUUUAUUUCAAGUUUUAAUUUGUUUUAUAACCUUCCUAUCUCUGAUGCACGAUCUUUUGCGUCCGGGCGUCUUUUGCUUUCUUCUUUCAAACACACACGCACGCACACCCACACUAGCAAACAUUGCUUUGUUCAAUGAUCGUCAUCCCAGUUCCAUCCUAUUCCCAUUCUCUUCUGUUCUGUUCUUUUUCUUUCGCUAACUAUCAACCAAGUCAGUCAGUCAGUCAAUUAGUACUUAUAUUUAGGUAUGUGCAUCGGAUUUGACGCUCCUUUUCCACUCCAACUCUUUUGUUCUGUUUUGAAAGAAAAACUUCCGUGUUCAGUGAUAGCCAGUAGCAACUCAACGUCCAACUCCCGAUCGAGUUUUUCUCUUGGGUUCAAGACACGCAAGUAUACAGUGAUUCCCAAACCUUCA